Messenger RNA from Talaromyces proteolyticus, 1095 nucleotides. RefSeq lists its product as uncharacterized. The transcript has 2 exons. Lineage: Eukaryota; Fungi; Ascomycota; Eurotiomycetes; Eurotiales; Trichocomaceae. Bases 1 to 1095 code for a protein of 364 amino acids. The record is from RefSeq and is a predicted model, not a curated record. Gene Ontology annotation, molecular function: DNA-binding transcription factor activity, RNA polymerase II-specific; zinc ion binding. Gene Ontology annotation, biological process: regulation of DNA-templated transcription.
AUGAAUCCCACUCGACAGGAACGAAAGUCUUGCGAAGCAUGCCGCGCUCGGAAGCUCAGAUGCUCAGGCGAAAAGAGUGGUUGCUCCCGGUGCAGGGGCUUGUCAUUGCCGUGUAGAUUCAAAGACAAAGGAGCCCCUGGGCGGCCGAGAAAGCGGCCACGACAAGAGCAACCAGACCAAGACCUGCCAUCUCCAAACUCCUGGGAUUUCUCGUCGGUCGUCCCUCAAGCGGCUCUUGACUCGCAGGAGGCAGCCAUCAAUACCACGACGGCUACGCUAAUGGAGGGACCAUUACCAUGUGAGCUGUCCGGAUCCUGCGGAUUCGAUGCUUUCGACUGGGACUCCCUCGGCAAUGGGGAUAUUCGUUCCUUUCCCAUCGAAUUAUGGCAGCAGAACGGCCUGCAGCAUGAUCUCGACACCGCCCCUGUAGCUGUCGAGGAUGCGUAUGUCUCGCCCAUCUCGUUCUCACAGUCUUGUAAAUGCGACGAGGAGGUUUCCGGGCUGGUCCGGAACUUGAGCCGAGCGGAUAUGUCGCACGACAUCAUCCAGAUGUUUCGCACCGGCGUGUCGCUGGCAGACAGGCUGCUGACCUGUCCGAUCUGCUACGACGUGUCCAAGCCGCCGCGAGUGACCGUGCAAAACGUGCUGCUGAUCGGCCACCUGAUGUUCGAAAUAACGUCCGGGUACCUAAAGUACCUGCACUGGCUGAAUAAACACUGCACUGAGCUGGAUGUCCGGAACGAGAGAGAAACCGUUUAUCUUCAAGACUCCCGGCUCGGAAUCUCGUCGGACCUGCAUUUGCAGAUUACAGGCGAGAAGUUCAAAGAGCUAGUUAUGCACGGCCUCCAAUCUGAUGCUGAACGGCUUUUGGUCCUAGGCAAGAAGUUUGCGCAGAGGCAACGUAAUCGUCAUUUGGUUGGCCAUGAAGCCUGUCCGGAUCCUGAAGGCCGGUGUCGGAAGAAGGAGUAUGGCGGUGAUCAUGACCCACUGGACUUUUGUCCGCAGAACCCCGUGGCGAGGAAGAUGAUUCCUUGUUUUCGGAUCGUUGAUGAGGUGAGGGGGAUGAUUAAGGAGGUUGCUGAUGCUGUUGUGUGA